UUGGCAAAUCCUAAACUCAAAAUCUUCUUCAAUCCACGACGAAUCACGCGAUCGACUGAUUCAUCAUCUUCUUCUUCUUCCUUCUCGUCCUCCUUGGAAUCAAUUCUGUCAAAGGGCGACAAAGGAGGAAGAAAUGGAGGAGUUUGUGGACCAUUACAUAGUUCUAGGUUUACCUUCUGGAGAGGAAGCUCAGAACCUUAGCGAGAAGGAGAUUUCAAAAGCAUACAGGCUGAAAGCUUUGUACUUGCAUCCGGACAAACGCCGAGACGAUCCCGAUGCUCAUGAGAAGUUUCAGAGGCUCAAGACAUCUUACGAGGUUCUCAAAGACGAGAAAGCUCGGAAGCUCUUCGAUGAUCUUCUUAGAAUCCAGCGCGAGAAACAGCACAAGAAAUCGCAGGUGGAUUCCAAGAGGCGCAAGAUGAUGUCUGAUCUGGAGGAAAGGGAGCAGCGUUCUGGUUUUGCUCCUAGUCAUGCCGCGGCUAGACCUUAUGAUGAAGAGGAGAGAAUCGCAAGGAAGCUUAAGGAGGAGGUGGAUAGGAUACGUGCACAACAUGCCAAGAAGAGAGGCGGUUUCGAAACUCCUCCUGAGAGUGGUGGUGAUGAUGUAAAGAGGGGAGAAGAUAGAAGUGGAAGUGGAGGUGGAGGUGGUGCUAGUGUUCAGCUUGAUAAAGAGAGAAUGUUGAAGGUUUCUUGGGAAACGAUUGGUGAAGGUUAUACAGCGGGAAGACUCAGAGAAGUGUUUUCAGAGUUUGGUGAGGUUGAAGAUGUUGUUAUAAGAAGUACCAAGAAGAAGUGCUCCGCUCUUAUUGUAAUGGCUACCAAAGAUGGAGCUGUAGCAGCGACGAGAACACUGUGUGGUGAUCUCUCUAACCCAUUACUAGUUGUACCUCUUCAAAGAGCAGCACAAACCGAUUUUCAAACCGCUAAGAAAUCCGCAGAAGCAGAACCGCAGAGUAACAUAGUAGGUGCUGGUUACCAAGCUUAUGAAGACCAGGUCAUGGAAAGACUUAAAAAGGCGGCUAUGAACCAGAAAUGAUAAAAAGGAGUAUAAUUAAGCCACAUGAUGUUAAGCUCAAGCUUCUUCAAGACCAAAGUGGAAGUCUCUAUUUCAUAUCAUAGACUCGUGGUCCUUGCAUGUUCUUUUUCUUGUAAUGAUAUAGAGUUCAACAAGUAUUUGUGGACAUCCAUUGUCAAAUGAUUGUUAUAGAAUCUAUAAUUCUACUAACUCUAAAAGUCGUACAAAUGUUUUCUUUGUGUGGGAAUUAAUGUCUCGAGUUCACGUGUUUGUUUUGC
Messenger RNA from Brassica oleracea var. oleracea, 1293 nucleotides. Its product is annotated as dnaJ homolog subfamily C member 17. Gene Ontology annotation, molecular function: RNA binding. The coding region runs from base 134 to 1036 and encodes 300 amino acids. Lineage: Eukaryota; Viridiplantae; Streptophyta; Magnoliopsida; Brassicales; Brassicaceae. The record is from RefSeq and is a predicted model, not a curated record. The transcript has 4 exons.